UACAGAUCACUCCUUCGUUCUUAAGUUCAAAUCACAAAUUCGCUGUGACAAUUGUGUGCUCUUUUUUGACGCCUUGUGCAGUAUGUUAGGCGUUUAUUUAAAAAGUCAUUAAAUUUUCCCCUCUCAGCCUAACUUACACUUUCAUGAUAGAACGUGUACAUCUCCUCGAUUUUAACCCAUAUUUUGUCUUCUACUCGAAAUAUUUUAGAGUAAUGCCCAUUAAUUCUGUGAUAGUCGAGUAAUGAGAGCUUUUGGAACUUUUGCUUACCCUAUUGUAUGUAAAAAUGGUCUUCUAGUUCUUAUUCUGCUCUUGAGAUAAUUUUUGUAUGGUUACAAUGUCCUCUCUCCCUUUUAUUGAUGUUUUUUAGCUUUCGGAGCUUGAAGUGUUAAAAAGUUUCUUCUUAUGAAAUGAAGCUAUUUUUCCUAGUUAUGCUCUGUGCUAUUCUGGACAGUUAAUCCUUCGAUUGUGCGUGUAAUUACUAUUUUCCCCCCUCAAGAAUUGACCCUUAGUUAUCUACCCUGCUAAUAUUUGAAUAAAGACCAUUCACCGAGUACUUUCAGAUUCGUUAUUUUGAUGAGACACUAAGUACACGAAGCUUAACUCAUGGUGAUCACCCCAAGGUUUUGGGCCAAAGUUCUCCUUCUUUAUUUUGCUUUGUUGCAUUUCUUUAGAAGUUGAAAUAUGUGGUUGAAGAAUUAAACAAUCCGGUUCAAAAAUUGUUGUUCUUAAAGCAGUCAAUACAGUGGAUACGUUGACGCGAAGUAAAAUUUCUAACUUUAUUUUCUUAGAUGUCUCAUCAAAUUGAUUGACCUGAAUUCAAACUUCGAAGGUGCCCAAGUGAGGAAAUGAAGAAGAAGCGAUGACAAUCUGUGAGCCAGGCAAGAGCAAACUGAUGGCGGACAUCCUACCGCCCGAUAUGCAACCGGACCAAAACCAGGGCCCCAAACCGCCGGAGCCAGACGUCAUCUCAGUUAAACCGUUUCACGUUCAAAUCGUUUGGUUCAACGCUGUUGGAUUUUUAGUUCUCUACGUUACCACUGUUUACGGCCUCUACCAGGCUUGCUUUUCAUCCAAAGGCGCCACUUUAUUGUGGACUUUUGUUUUGAUGGGCUAUGCUGGAUUUUCAACUACAAUUGGAGCACAUCGGCUCUUCACGCAUCGGUCUUUCAAAGCCACAACAAGUCUGGUUGUCAUUCUCAUAAUUGGCCAAACUCUUGCUGGACAGAAUUGUUUAUGGGUUUGGGUGCGAGAUCAUCGGCAACAUCAUAAGUUUAGCGACACAGACGCCGACCCGCACAACUCAAAACGUGGCUUUUUCUUCUCGCAUGUUGGCUGGCUCAUGAUGAAAAAACAUCCUAUGGUCAUCGAAAAAGGUCGCACCAUCGACAUGACGGACAUGAGCAGCGAUCCGUUUGUCAUGUUUCAAAAAAGGUUUUACAAGUCGCUGUUCACGUUGUUCGGUGUUCUCAUUCCAGUUGCUGUUCCUUGGUAUUUGUGGAAUGAAACACUGUUCAACUGUUUCAUUAUUGCACUGAUCGUUCGCUUAUGGGUGACCAAUAACAUCGUCUGGCUUGUUAACAGUUGGGCACACUGGAGCGGCACCAAACCUUACGAUAGGAAAAUCGCUGCCGUGGAGUCGUUCUGGGUGUCGCUGCUGUGCCUGGGCGAGGGGUGGCACAACUACCACCACGCUUUCCCGUGGGACUACCGCACCUCGGAGGCAGGCGCUUGGCCCAACGCUUCGACCCGCGUCAUCGACUGGCUCCAGCAACUCGGACUCGCCUACGACCUCAAGGCCGCCACGGACAGGAUGGUCGCCCGCAAGAUGCUCCGCGACGGAGACGGGAGCCACCCCCUGGCCGACCUCCCACUCGAGAUGGUCAUCAAGUACAUGGGCAACCGGGGGAAGACACCGGAGGAGAUCCUUACCGAGAGGGAGGAGGACUCCAUACCGCAGCUCCUCCAUGCAGAAGCGGAUCCAGCAAUUCGGCAACACUCGGGUCCCUCCAUUUGAGCCUAUGUUAAAUAAUCGAUUCUUGUCGAUGCACCUGCUUCCUCCUAGAAUCGAUGCAUUUCCGUAGGUUUAAAUGGAGAAAACAGUAUUGCCAAAUUGCUGGAUCCGCAAAUGCCUCGAUGAAGGGUUACUCAUGGGCGGACACCCUUGUUAGCCGGACUGAAGUGCUGGAUACACCUGCGAGCAAGACGCGCGUGUUGAGUGGCGAGUGGGCCUUAGGCCGUGUUUGGCAAUCUCCGGAGCCACUGAGGUUCCUAUUCGCCGCUCGUAACUCACUCGAAGUAGCAUUGGGUCCCCUUUUUUCGCGUCUAGCAAGCAGGUGUACGGUGUAUCUGGUGCCUCAAGGUGUGGGAUGUCUGAUGGAGUAAGGUAGACGAAAGCGCGUUGGACAUUGUGGGAAGGUAAAGGACAAAAGGAAAGGGAGAGUACCGAGAAGAAGAAAAUGAUGAAGAGGAAUUGGGAAAAGGAAAGGAUUAGGGACAGGGAGGAGAAGAGGAGGAGGACGAAGAAGAAUAGGGAUAAGAAAUUCAGAAAAAUGUGAAAACUCCCCGUCAUUAAAGCAUCGUUACAUUAAAUUAUUGCAUCCCACUUCAGACUCAUAUUGAAUCAAAAAAAAUCAUCUGUUAAAAUAUAGAAAUUCAAAAUUGUAUUUUUGUUUGUCAUACGUGCACUGCAAACCUGUAUAAUAAAAUCCUGUGAUGAGUCAGGACUACCUAUGCA
This is a messenger RNA of Bemisia tabaci, 2735 nucleotides long. Lineage: Eukaryota; Metazoa; Arthropoda; Insecta; Hemiptera; Aleyrodidae. The record is from RefSeq and is a predicted model, not a curated record.